Molecule: messenger RNA, 9102 nt
Organism: Tinamus guttatus (white-throated tinamou)
Lineage: Eukaryota; Metazoa; Chordata; Aves; Tinamiformes; Tinamidae
Source: RefSeq, a predicted model, not a curated record
AUGAAAGUCAACCUGGCUUUUGCACAAUUUGAUGCUGAAGGAGAUGGCACUGUAGAUGUGGAGAAUAUGCUGGAGGCUCUCAAGAAUUCCAGUGGAGCAAAUCUUCAAGGGGAGCUUAGUCAUGUAAUCAGGCAGCUGCAGGCUUGUUCCCUAGUUCCAGGUUUCAUUGACAUAUUUUCCGAAUCAAAAGAGCGCCUUGGUCUUCAUGCUUCGAUGAUACUGAGAUUCCUGCACCGGAAUCGCAUUUCUAGCACUGCUAUCCCGUACCCAGUGCUGGAGUACUUCAACAAUAUCUGUACGAUGCGCUCGUCUGUGCUGAAGGAUUCUUUAGAUCGACUUCUCCUAAAAGAGAGAGAAUACCCUAGUGACUUAAAUGGUAAUCAAGAGUCAGACAAACUGAAAUCUGUCACAAAGUGCUAUACUCACAUAGAAACCUCAUCCAACUCUGCCGAUAUCGACAAGAUGACAAAUGGAGAAACAACAUCCUUUUGGCAGUCCGAUGGGAGCGCUCGCUCGCACUGGAUACGUUUAAAGAUGAAGCCAGAUGUUGUUUUGAGACAUCUGUCUAUAGCAGUGGCAGCUAAUGACCAGAGUUAUAUGCCACAGCAAGUUACAGUGGCAGUGGGAAGGAAUGCCAGCAGUCUCCAGGAGGUCCGAGAUGUUCACAUUCCAAGCAAUAUCACUGGCUACGUAACGUUGUUGGAAAACGCUAACAUUAGUCAGAUGUAUGUACAGAUAAAUAUCAAGCGUUGCCUUAGUGAUGGGUGUGAUACAAGGAUCCAUGGACUCAGGGCAUUUGGUUAUCAAAGGGUUAAGAAGGUGGGCGUCUCAGUAUGCGAUGCUUCAGCUAUCUGGUACUGGUCUCUACUGACCUCUCUGGUAACAGCUUCCAUGGAAACAAACCCAGCAUUUGUUCACACUAUCUUACAAAAUACUCAGAAAGCACUGCAACACAUGCCACCUCUGUCCCUAACACCAGGCUCAACAGAUUUUUCAAGUUUCUUAUCUCCAAAUGUUUUGGAAGAAGUAGAUAGCUUCCUGAUAAGAAUAACAAGUUGUUGCACCACUCCCGAAGUUGAACUUACACUCUUGGCCUUCGCCUUAGCCAGAGGGAGUGUUGCUAAAGUGCUGAGUUCCCUUUGUACAAUCACUGAUCAUCUGGACACUCCAUACAAAGCUUCAUCACUUAUUGCUUCUAUGGCCACAGUUAGGCAGAACCUGCUGUAUAAAUAUGGAAAACCUUUGCGACUAACCUUGCAAGCAUGCGAUGUAAAGGGGAAAGAAGAUAAAUCAGGACCUGAAAACCUGCUUGUGGAGCCCUGGACAGGGGAUGGUUUCCUUACCGAAACUGGGAAGACCAGAGCAAGUAUCAUUCUUUCUACUGGAACUGAAUCUUCAUUUCAGGUGACACAAAUUAGAAUAAAGGUUCGAAGAGGUGCCAUUGGGGCCCAGUGUGGGCUGGUGUUUGCCUAUAAUAGUUCUUCGGAAAAAUUCCAUGCAGAGGAACAUUUCAGAAGAUUUGAAAGAUAUGAUAAAUGGAAGUUACCAGAGUUUAAGCGAUUUUUAAAAAACAGGAGCAGUUGUUCGGGUGAUGAUCUGGGAGAUGAUGAUCCCAUCGGCUGGUUUGAGGUGGAAGAAGAAUGGGAUGAGGUUGAUGUCAAAAUGCAGCAAUGCCGAGUUGCCCAAUACUUAAUGAUAAAGUUCUUGUGCACGAGGCAAGAGACUGCAGAGCGAUUGGGUGUUCAAGGCCUGAAUGUUCUUGGGUAUCUUCGGCCUAUGCGAGAGGAGCCCAGUAGGAGCAUGAACUGCUUGCAGUGCAAGAAGGUGGAUGAUGACACAGUUUGUGGCACAACUCUUCUCCUGAAGACACUUCACUUCAUCCAGCAGCUUGCCCAGGACCUGGUUCAACAGAAAGACAGUGGAUUAAAAUACAAGUCAUUUUUAGAUUUCACAGGCCUUGAUUUGCAGCUGUUCUGGAAUUUUUACAAUAAGCUUCACCAAAAUCAGCUUGUCAUUUGUUUCCUUUUUCUACGAGCAGUAGUGGACACGGGGGACAGUAACUUCAUGCCAAUGAAAAUGCUGAAACAGGAAGUUAAGAACACAUUACUCAGUGGAGCUGCAAUCUUUUUCCCAGAUAGACAAACCAGGCGUCACCAGCUCUUCACCAUGAUGAAAAACAUCACAGAACAAGAACAUAAACAAUCAGUACAUCUUGCCUUCAGGUCACUAUGCACUCACUUCAGUGAUCAAGAUCCAAGUGGACUUUUACUAUUACCAGAGAAAGGAGUUUCUGCAGAUUUUGACAUAAGUGAAGUUCUGUCAGUCAUGGACACCCUUCUGCUAGUGGCAGCAAGAGAGUGUGAAAUGAUGAUGCUGGAUGUUGCACAGCAAGAGAGUGGCACAGUUUUGUCUUCCUUGUUCUGGUCUGUUCAGGGUAGCCUCCUUUCAUGGUGCUACCUGCAACUUAAGGGUAGCGAUAAUUCAGCUAAGGAUCUUGCUGUAGAAAUACUUAAAAACUAUGUGGGCCAGUUCCUGUCAAAUGUCAGAACGAUUUUGCAGUCACUUUUAUCUCAAUAUAGUGGCAAAACAAUAGUAGAAAAAAUAAGUAACUCUGUCUUUGCUAUGGCAACUCGUCAGCUGGUGAUCUUCUUGUUGGAUUUUUGCACUUUAGACAUUCCAUACUGUACCCUGUUGCAGGGAUUCAGCACUUUGAUAGAACCACUGAAAAAACUUUGUAGUGAACCUCAUAAGAUGGAAAUGGAAAGCUGGCAGCAAGAGCAACCUGUAGUGCUGCGAACAUGGACGAUGGAAUCUCCUCACAACUAUGAGAAUAAUUGCCAUGAGGUCUCGGUCUUCCUCUGUCAUGGGGCAACUUAUUUUGAGGUGGAAUUUGAUGAAAAAUGUGAAACCGAACGGAGGUAUGAUUACUUGGAGUUUACUGAUGCCAGAGGUGCUAAAACUCGUUAUGAUACAAAGGUUGGCACUGACAAGUGGCCUAAGAAAGUGACCUUUAAGGCUGGCCCACGGCUGCAGUUUCUCUUUCACUCUGACAGCAGUAAUAAUGAGUGGGGCUACAAGUUUUCCGUCACUGCUUACGGCCUGCCAGAUGUUGCCGUGUCUUGGGGCCUGGAUUUACAGCUUCUCGUAUCGCGGCUGAUGGGGCGCUUGGCUUCCCGGAGUAUGGCACUCAAAUCUCUCCGAGAACUAGGUAGUGAAACAGAUUUGCCUCCUGUGAAAGUAACAUCAGUUCUUAAUUCUCCUUUGUGGAAACCUGUCUUCAGGCAUCAGAUGUGUCCUGAGGCAACCGUGGGAGCAAGUCGAAUCAGUGAAGAUAAAAAAGAGACUAGGAACUCACACCGAGACGACUGCCGUAACUUUCUCAUUGACUUCGCAAAAUCAGAUCCUGCCCAGGAUUUCUGUGGGCAAAAAUCUGAACUUUUCAAAGGACUUAUUCAGGCAUGUAAAAAACAGACCCCAAAGACAGAUAUAGUUGCUGGUUCUACUGUUGAUCAAGCUGUGAACUCAACAUUUGCUGCUUUGGUGUAUCUCACUCCAGAUUUAUAUGAGAAGCUUCAAAAAUAUGUCAACAGUGGAGGCAAGGUGCCUUUGAAUGAUGAGUUUGCACAAGUAUAUUCCCUGGCUGAUUCCAUUAGAAUAUGGAUGUUAGAAAUGAAGCAGAAAUCCUUGAUGGGUAGGGGAAAUGAUACUGAGGAGAAGCAGAACGUAGAAGCAAGUGAGGUGAACCCAGAAACUCUUGCAAAACUCUGCAUGCAGAAGAGCCUUUUGUUGCUGGAUUUCUUGCCUGUAAGAGCAAAGACGAAAGGUUUUGCUUCAGAUAACUUGGAAGCCCGAGAUACUGAUGAUGUCCAGCAGUAUGUCAGCAAUAAAUGCCAAAGGACAGGUUCCAUUGUGGAAACAGACUUCCAGGCAGCAGACUCUCAGUCUUCCAAUGGAGUAGCUCAUCCUGUUCCAAAGGAUGGGCACCAAAUGACAGAACCUGAUACAAAGACUAAACAAGUUCCAGACCCCCUCCAAACAGAAGAAGCAUCUGCACUUCACUGUAAGCCUGCUGAAAACGCAGUGUCACAGCAAGAGGAUGUAUCGUCACCCCCUUCCACUCCUACACGCAAGUCUCAAUUCAGCCGUGGAAGACUAAGGCUGCUGUCUUUCAGAUCAAUGGAAGAGCCAAAAGCUGUGCCUACUGUGAAAGAGAAAUAUCCCAUAUUGAAAAGCAUCUUAGACUUCAUUAAGGAUCAAUCACUUACAUAUGAAAGUGUUUUAAAGGUCCUUGCUUUGAGAAAGUCCCAAGGACAGAGUAUCAUGGAAGUGCUCAAGACAAUCCGUCAGUGCCUAGACUCACUUGGACAACCACACUGUUUCAAUCCACCCUGUGUACUUUUUCUCUUGGAACUUCUGGCCUGCCAAAAAGAUUUUACAAACUACUUUGGAAACUUGGAAGGCUGCGGUGCUGAGCUGCACAAAGAGGUUCGGGAGUCCUACUAUCAGCUGGUUUUGUUCCUGGUAAAUUCUGUGAAGGGAUUCAGUGCCAUUAAUGACAGAUCAUUGCUUCCUGCCUUAUCUUGUGUGCAAACAACUCUCCUUCAUCUUUUGGAUAUGAGUUGGGAACCAAGCGAUCUUUCCUUCUUUGUUGAGAUUCAGUUGCCGUAUCUUCUUAUGAGCACAUCACAAGAAAACAUAAGUAUUCAUGACAGUGUCAUCUGUCAAUGGAGCGAAGAAGAUGAAAUUGCAGACUACAAGCAAAACUGUGAGUGGAUGGAUGAAUGUCAGGAUGUAAUGUUUGAGACCUGGUAUGAAAAGAUAGCUCAAGCUGACCCAGAGAAGCAGAGAAAGAUGCACAUGUUUGUAGCUCGUUACUGUGACCUGUUAAAUGUGGACAUAUCCUGCGAUGGCUGUGAUGAAAUUGCACCGUGGCACCGCUACCGUUGCCUCCAGUGUAAUGACAUGGAUCUGUGUAAAACAUGUUUCCUUGGUGGAGUUAAACCUGAAGGUCAUGAGGAUGACCAUGAAAUGGUUAACAUGGAGUACGCCUGUGAUCACUGUCAAGGAGUUAUCAUAGGUCGGCGAAUGAACUGCAAUGUGUGUGACGACUUUGACCUUUGCUAUGGAUGCUAUUCUGCAAAGAAGUACUCUGACAGUCACUUGCCCACGCACAGCAUCACAGUGUACCCAAUGGUGACCAUUCGGAUCAGCGAUCGGCAGCGGCUCAUCCAGCCCUAUGUCCACAACUAUUCCUGGCUGUUGUUUGCAGCCUUGACUCUCUACAGCGCAGAUCUGGCAAAUGGGGAAGAAGUGGAAGGAGAACAACUAGAUUCACAGGUCCUCAGUCACGCCAGGGUUCUGCAACACCAGUGCAUCCAGCUCAUCGGAGACUGCCUGAUGAAAGCCCAGCACGGAAAAGGUCUGAAAAAUUUAGCUCUCCUCUGUAUGCUACCAGAAGGUGAAUCCUUCUCCGAGAAUGAUACCAUUCCAGUCAGUCCUCCCACAGAUGGUGCUGCAAAAAAACAUAUUGGCGAGAAAGCAGCGAAGGGAAGAGAUGAGAAGCCAAGCACAGGCUCCCUUAUGCUUUGCAAUGGGAAAGGAGAUGGUCACAAUGAAGCCCAUUCCUCUACAGAAGAUAAAGUAGUAAAACAAGGAACUGAAAGCAAUCUCGAUGCUCCCCUUGCCAAAAAGGCGGUUUUAAGACAAGAGUCAGAUUUGUCUGCAGAUGAUAACGUUUCUCCAUCAACAGGUGAUUGCCUCUCAGAAGAUUCAACACAGAAGCAAACAGAGAAGGUUUUAAUACCUAGCCAGGAACAAGUUUUUGCUGAAUGCUCUCAAAAGAGAAUUCUAGGACUGCUGGCAGCUAUGUUACCACCUUUUAAAUCAGGCUCCACAAUGUCUUUAAUUAACCUGGAACAAAUACUGCCACUGAUGUUUCAGGUUGUCAUCUCAAAUGCUGGCCAUCUAAACGAAACCUACCAUUUAACACUGGGACUUUUGGGCCAGCUAAUCCUGCGACUUAGGCCUGCAGAAGUGGACGCUGCAGUGGCUAAAGCCCUUUCAGCCAAACACAGUUUGUUUGCUGCAGGAGAUGGGUCUACAGUGCCAGAAGGGUGGAAGACAACUCAUCUUCUCUUCAGUCUAGGAGCUGUGUGUUUAGACAGUCGUGUAGGUCUGGACUGGGCAAGCUCCAUGGCAGAUAUUCUUCGAGCUUUGAACUCUUCUGCGCAGUGGCAUAAUGUGAUCGCUGCCUUCACUGACCAUUGCAUUAAGCAACUACCCUUCCAGCUAAAACACACCAAUAUCUUCACUUUAUUGGUGCUGGUUGGGUUUCCUGAGGUGCUGUGUAUGGGGACUCGUUCUGUGUACAUGGAUAAUGCUAAUGAGCCUCAUAAUGUGAUCAUCCUGAAGCACUUCACUGAAAAAAACAGAGCAGUUGUGGUAGACAUCAAAACCCGAAAGAGGAAAACAGUGAAAGACUAUCAGCUGGUUCAGAAAUGUGGCCAAGAAAGCAGCGAUUCCCAGACCCAGCUCAGGCAGUACCUGCAGCACUUUGUGCUUAUCUCCAGUCACCUUCUGCAAACCAGCAUGGACAGUAGCUACGCAGAGGCAGUGGAAGCAACCUGGGUCUUGUCACUCGCUCUAAAGGGACUUUACAGAACCCUUAAGACUCAUGGAUUUAAAGAAAUCCAAGCUGCUUUUCUUCAGUCUGGUUUACUCAAGCUUCUGGUGAAGAAAUGCAGCAAAGGAACUGGCUUCAGCAAGACCUGGCUUCUCAGGGACCUAGAGAUUUUGUCAAUAAUGUUGUAUUCAUCAAAGAAAGAGAUCAGUUCCCUGGCUGAGCGUGAGGAUACUGAGCUGGAAGAACGGGAACAAGAGCAAGAUGUGGAGCAACCCACUGUUGGUCCCACUGAUUUAGAGCAGAACAAACUUGACCCUCUGGAAGGUCUGGAUGAAGCCACCAAAAUAUGCUUCUUGAUGACACAUGAUGCACUUAAUGCACCUCUCCAUAUUCUUCGAGCCAUGUAUGAGCUGCAAAUGAAAAGAACAGAUUCUUUUUUCCUGGAAGUUCAAAAGAGGUUUGAUGGAGAUGUAAUUACAACAGAUGAGAGGAUCCGAACAUUGGCUCAGAAGUGGCAGCCCAGCAAGCGCCUGAGGUUGGAGGAACAGAGUUCAAAAGCAGUUGAUACAGACAUGAUCAUCUUACCAUGUUUGUCAAAGCCUGUGCUGUGUGAUAAAGCAACAGAAGAAACCAAUCCAGUGGCUCAGAAACUAAUAACCAACACAGAGAGUGAUCUGCAGCUUAGCUAUGCCAAGCAGCGUCGCACUAAGAGCUCGAUACUCUUGCACAAGGAGCUGGAUUCCAGAAGCAAAAAGGCUGUCAGGGACUACCUGUAUCGUGUGAAUGAAGCAACUGCUGUUCUUUAUGCCAGGCAUGUGCUGGCAUCGUUGUUAGCCGAGUGGCCGGAUGACGUGGCAAUAAAUGAGGAAAUCCUCGAUCUCAGUGGCCCAGCCCAUAUGACAUACAUACUCGACAUGCUUAUGCAGCUAGAGGAAAAGCAGUUAUGGGAAAAAAUUCUGCAGAAAGUGCUGCAUGGAUGCAGCGAGAGCAUGCUAGGAACCAUGGCGCUGACAGCUUGCCAGUUCAUGGAGGAACCUGGAAUGGCUGUCCAGAUGCGUGAAUCUAAACAUCCUUAUAAUAACAACACUAAUUUUGAGGAUAAAGUGCACAUUCCUGGUGCUAUCUACCUCUCCAUCAAGUUUGACUCUCAGUGUAAUACGGAAGAAGGUUGUGAUGAGUUACUCAUGUCCAGCAGCAGCGACUUCCAGCAGGAUCGGCACAGCUUCAGCGGGUCUCCGCAGAAAUGGACCGAUUUUGAGCUGCCAGGUGAUACACUCUAUUACCGAUUUACUUCUGAUAUGAGUAACACUGAAUGGGGUUACAAGUUUACAGUGACAGCAGGUCAUCUUGGAAGGUUUCAGACUGGGUUUGAAAUCCUCAAGCAGAUGCUGUCUGAGGAAAGGGUAGUUCCUCACCUCCCACUGGCCAAAAUUUGGGAAUGGCAGGUGGGGGUCGCGUGCCGCCAGACCGGGCACCAGCGUUUGAAGGCAAUCCACUUGCUCUUGAAGAUAGUGCAAUGCAGCGCCCAGAGGGACUGUGACCUUACCUUGUUGAAGCCACUUUGGCAGCUUUUCACCCAUAUGGAAAACAACUUGUGUCAUGAUGCGACCAAGCCUGGUAUCCUCCUUCCUCUUCAUCGUGCACUUGCAGAACUCUUCUUUGUUACGGAAAACAGAGUUACUGAGCUUGGAUCUCUACAGGAGUAUUUGCUUGCCUUAAAUACUGAAGACCAUCUUCAUCGCUGCACAGCACAGGCCCUGAAAAACAUUGCUGCUAUCAGCCUUGCCAUUAACUAUCCAAACAAAUCAACAAGUUUCUGGAAUGUUUAAUACUGGCUUAGGCCAGAGUGCAUGGGAUAGAGUAGUUUGUCCAUAGGAAUCUUGGAACAAACAUCUUAACUCCGUUCAGGAAAAGUUCCUUCAGCUUCAGUGUAUGAGCACUCUGCAGCCUUCCUUCCUUCCACCUUGAUGUAGAAUUUGUAAAAGUAAAAGCGCACUUCAAAGAAAAAGCACAUCUUGAAGUACUCACGCGUCGCCUACAGUUAUGUAUGCACAUAUUGUAGCAUGUUAGAGUAAACAGAACAAUAUUUUUUUUAUUCAAAGGAAGUAAACGAAAGAAGGUAUCUGAAGUAUGAGAAUGGAAGGCCCCAUGUUGGUAUCAUCUGCUCCUAAGGAAACUUGAUUGAUGGAACACGAGAGCUUUGAAAGUUUGCUGAACUUGGGGUGAUGCCAUCAGCAGAAUCCAUAUGUCACUGGAAGUGAAGUAGGCAAGCCAGAGUCUGGUAGGCUGAUGCAGAAAUGGUCCAUACUUGAAUCCUGUCAUGUUUCCUUUUGCUUUGAAGGCAUGGAGAAGCCAUGGAAAAGAACUUCAACUAAAUAUUAUUAAACUACAGGUUGUAAAAUAAAUUCUGGGUGAUUCACAGUUAAAGGAUUCCAGUUUCAGAGCAUCCUCAUACAAGAGGUUAAUGUUUCUCCCAUUCU